Molecule: messenger RNA, 420 nt
Organism: Cornus florida
Lineage: Eukaryota; Viridiplantae; Streptophyta; Magnoliopsida; Cornales; Cornaceae
Product: receptor-like serine/threonine-protein kinase SD1-8
Exons: 3
Coding region: 1-420 (139 amino acids)
Biological process (GO): protein phosphorylation
Molecular function (GO): protein kinase activity; ATP binding
Source: RefSeq, a predicted model, not a curated record
AUGAAUCCAAAAAUCUCAGAUUUUGGGAUUGCUAGAGCUUUUGGAGGAGAUCAAUUACUAGCAAAAACAAAAAGGGUGAUUGGAACUUAUUACAUGUCCCUAGAGUAUGUCAUCGAUGGCCUCUUUUCCAUGAAAUCAGAUGUCUUUAGCUUCGGAGUGCUAGUUUUGGAAAUAGCAUGGAAAUUACUGAUUGAAGGGAAGGCCUUUGAGCUAAUAUAUCCACAGAUGGAGGAUUCAUUUCCAAUGUCUGAAGUAUUAAGGUGCAUACAGAUUGGCCUCUUGUGUGUGCAGCAAUGCCCCGAAGACAGGCCAAUGAUGUGCUCUGUGCUCUUAAUGUUUAAUAGUGAGGGCACAGUGUUGCCCCAGCCUAAGCAACCUGGUUUCUACCCGGAUAGAAGCCUGUGUGAGACAGAGUCUUAG